Molecule: messenger RNA, 1784 nt
Organism: Herpailurus yagouaroundi (jaguarundi)
Lineage: Eukaryota; Metazoa; Chordata; Mammalia; Carnivora; Felidae
Gene: NPAP1
Product: nuclear pore associated protein 1
Exons: 1
Source: RefSeq, a predicted model, not a curated record
CGCACAACCAGCCAGAUAUGGGCAACCUGCUUUGUAAGUUUCGUUUCCCGCCCCGCCCCCGCCGCCGCCUCCGCCGCUCCUGCCCGCUGCCUGGCGAUGUGUGGCCCUUGCACCCCCCCUCCCGCGAUGCUCUUCCACCACCUGGCCGGGACCACCCCGCUGCUCCUUCACUUGCCCUGGGCCCUGGGCGCAGGCUCUUCCACCGGAAUCCUAGGCCUUUACCGGCUAGUUUAUUCGUCCAGCCCAAGAGGCGGUACCCCAUCCCGAAGGCCGCAGGUACCCCUCUGGGGAUCCCUCCCUUGGUGAACUGGAGUCACUCUCCGAAAAAACCUGUGCUGUCUGCUCGUAAUUCCAUGAUGUUUGGACACUCCAGAGCCAAAAGGAUCCCUCCUCUGGGGCGCAAAUUCACUCUCCCACGUUCACUAUCUGAGAAGGUAGAGGAGGCUGUGGAGCCGGUACCAUCCAGGCACCUCCCACUUUGGUGCCCAUUUGGGGUGGAGGAGAAGGUCCAAGAAGAUCCCAGAAAAAAGAUGGAGGAUCUCGUAGAGACCAAAGGGCAGAGUGGUGGGAACAGGGUCCCCCAUCACGUUGGGGACAUACCAUUAAAAUCUAGUCCCCUGGAGACCGGUGGGCUUCUCACUUCCUCACAGCGCAGUCCCGCACCUUUGGACCUGCAUCCUAAUCCUCCAGAAGACCGUUUGAGGGAGAAUACCCAGAAGUCUCUGAUGCACUGCCGCCCUGUAGGCCGCGCAGUCACCUCCCCACAUGGCCCAGCCGGAAAUGUCGUGCCUGAUACAGAUACAGCAGCGCUCUCUGAGCCACCCCCACGCUGCCCCUUACUGCAGGAGACAUCAACAAAGGAAGUGUCGGGUGAAAGCCUUCAGCCUGUUGGGGACACAUCAUACCUCUCCAGGAAGGAGAUACAGGCUAAUGAGCCUCCAGGCAUCUCAUCAAGGAGCUCUUUUUCCCCUGUAUCUGCCAGCUGUAGGCCCUGCAAACGGAAAACAUCCACGUCCCAUUCUCGGCCACCGCCACCGCCCCAGUGGUGGGGCCAGGGCCAGUUGCCCCCACUUCCUAGGUUUCCCUGCGGAGCUACUGACAAAAACCUGGACACCUUGAAGAAUACCAAAUGUCAGAGGAGUAAGACCUUGGGAGACAAAAGAGAGAUCAAAGGAGACUGCUCAGAUGCUCAGUCAGCCACUUCUUUAUGCCUACUUGCCUCAGAGACCGCUAACUCUCUGCUUUUGGCGAGUCGCACUUUGCAAGUCCCCAUUCCUACUGAUGACUUGGCUGACCAAUCUGCCAAGCCCCCGACUGCCUCUGUCCCUCCAUCUUUAAUAGCAAACCUUGUUCAGGAGACAGCCCAGAUGGUUUCUAAAUCUUCUCCAGCUAUUCCUGCUGGUGUUGUUCCUCAUCUUAGUUCCAAUCUCAUUUGUGGAAUUCCUGUGAAGAAAGAAGGCCCUCUUCAGCCAGUCACUGCUGUAACCUGUCUUAUUUCUGACAUCACCACACUUCCUAACACCUCAACCCCCUCCUUACAGCCACCCUCCUGCAACACAGAAUCCCCAGUGCCUCUGUGUGUACAUUCCCCCCCUCCUAUCCUACCCGCCCCUCUUCCAAAUCCUUCCACACAUAGCCCUGUUUCAGUUGUCCAGCCCAUCAUUUCUAAGACAGCUGCUUCUACCAUCGCAGCCAAUGCAUCUACGUCUGCCUCCAGGUUCACUUCAGGUCCUGGUAUCGUCGACAUGGACACCACUCCCCUUUCAAAGGCUGUUAUUUUCAGA